UGAAAACUAUGAGCACUAUCAGAGUUAAUGCUGAACAAAGGACUUUGAUUGCCAAAAAUAGAAGUUACUAUACAGCAACUUCUUAGUUGAAUAAGCUAGCAGAUAAUAGUUUCCAUGUGCAUCCUUCUUUUGAGGAAAAGGAAGACAAUGCUCCCCUCCAUCAAGAAGCUGAAAUGAAUCAAUACACUUUGACCAAUGAUGCAAGGGGUCAGGGACAAAGCUUAAGGAUUAAUGAUGAAAAAAGGACUAUGAUUGGCGAAAAUAGAAAUACUACAACAACUUCUAGUCGAAACAAGCCAGCUAAGAAAAGUAUCCCUGUGCCUCCUGAUUUUAAUCCAAUGGAAGACAAUGACGCCCUCUUUCUAGAAGCGGAAGUGACUCGAGAUACUCAAAGAAGUAAUCAUUUGCAAAAGAGUCCAUUUGAAUUUGACAAGUCCAAAAAAGUGAUUGAAGUGCCUCGAGUUUCCCAAAGAAGUCCAUUUGAAUCUAGAAAGGAAAAAAAAGUGGUUGGAGUGGCUCAAGUUUCUAAGGGAAAUCAAACUAGUAAGUAUUUUCUUGUUGUUACUUGUAAAUCAGCAAAAAAGUUAUCUAUGAAUCGCUUCCCUAGGAAGAUAUGUUAG
Messenger RNA from Solanum verrucosum, 620 nucleotides. RefSeq lists its product as uncharacterized. The transcript is spliced from 3 exons. Bases 174 to 620 code for a protein of 148 amino acids. NCBI's taxonomy places the organism in Eukaryota, Viridiplantae, Streptophyta, Magnoliopsida, Solanales, Solanaceae. The record is from RefSeq and is a predicted model, not a curated record.